Podospora pseudopauciseta is the source of this 1097-nucleotide messenger RNA. RefSeq names its product ribosomal protein S7A (gene RPS7A). Gene Ontology annotation, molecular function: structural constituent of ribosome. The coding region runs from base 1 to 801 and encodes 266 amino acids. Gene Ontology annotation, biological process: ribosomal small subunit biogenesis; translation; rRNA processing. NCBI's taxonomy places the organism in Eukaryota, Fungi, Ascomycota, Sordariomycetes, Sordariales, Podosporaceae. The transcript has 3 exons. The record is from RefSeq and is a predicted model, not a curated record. Gene Ontology annotation, cellular component: 90S preribosome; ribosome; cytosolic small ribosomal subunit.
AUGGUGGGGCAACAGACAGUUCACCGCCUGCUAAUAUUGCCAAUCAGGCCCACCGAAAAUUCUCCAGGGCUUUCAAACCCUAUCCGCCAAGGCCUGGCCAAUCCAUUUUCCAUCAACCACUUUGACAACCUCGCAGCGAGCCCAUCUCGAGACUUCUUCGGAACCCGACCAUCGACGACAACGGCCAAAAUGUCUACCCCUCAGCUCAGCAAGAUCGCGGCUAACAGCCCUUCGCACUCCAAGCCCUCUGAGCUUGAGCAGGCCAUCGCUGGCGCUCUCUACGACCUCGAGAGCAACACUGCUGACCUCAAGGCUGCCCUCCGCCCUCUGCAGUUCACUUCUGCUCGCGAGAUCGAGGUUGGCCACGGCAAGAAGGCUAUUGUCAUCUUUGUCCCCGUUCCUUCUCUGCAGGGUUUCCACCGUGUCCAGCAGCGCUUGACCCGUGAGCUCGAGAAGAAGUUCUCCGACCGCCACGUCCUCAUCCUCGCUGCUCGCCGCAUUCUCCCCCGCCCCAAGCGCUCCACCCGCUCCCGCAACCUCCAGAAGCAGAAGCGUCCCCGUUCCCGCACUCUUACCGCUGUCCACGAUGCUAUCCUGACCGACCUCGUCUACCCCGUCGAGAUCGUCGGCAAGCGUAUCCGCACCAAAGAGGACGGCUCCAAGACCCUCAAGGUCAUCCUUGACGAGAAGGAGCGCGGCGGUGUUGACUACAGACUCGACACCUACUCCGAGGUUUACAAGCGCCUCACCGGCCGUGGUGUCAUCUUCGAGUUCCCCCAGACCGGCUCCGCCGAGUACUAGAGGUCUCGUUAACUGGAGCUUGUUCAAUGGGGAGUCAUAAGGGUCUUUGAUUUGGGUUUGACAUUCGGGUUUCGGGUCGGGUGCACUGCAUGCAUGGCAGCCAAAAUGGGAUGGCGUCUUAGCUAGCUUGGGGUAAAUACAAGCUUGAUUCAUAUGGUCCAAUACCCCCAACCCCAGAAAUACAAGCCUGGUAUGAAGUACUUUUCAAAGUGCUGUUUUGGUGACAAUAGUGUGAGCGUGAUAUUGGUUCGUGGCUUGCGCUGAAGGUGCGCAUCGCGAUUGGAACAACUUCGUCC